Messenger RNA from Strongylus vulgaris, 198 nucleotides. NCBI's taxonomy places the organism in Eukaryota, Metazoa, Nematoda, Chromadorea, Rhabditida, Strongylidae. The record is from the annotation of a GenBank genome assembly.
AUGGUGCUGGAAGGACCACCAGAGCUGCGGCAGAUUCCGGAGGAGGUAAUGAUGGAAGUGGGCAUGAGGGCUCCGAUGAGCUGGUCCACAGACAUAACGUUCCGUCUCUGGAAGGAUCAGCGUAGAAGGAUAUCACUGGCGGUGGCACGUUUUCUUGAAGGAGGCAUGCGAAAAACUUUGGCCAAAAAGGGGGCGUGA